AUGGCUGCCCUUGCUGGAAGUGGUCUAGAGUCAGUCAAAGUGGUCAAUAGCAAAGGUCAAGACAAGAGUUUUUUGGAUGCUAAAGGCAUUUUGUGUGCUGCUGACAUACCAUCCAGACUGAGGAAGACCCGGAAGCUUUGGGGCCAUGUGAGCCAUGGCCACGGCCAUAUCAGCAAGCACAGGAAGCACCCAGGAGGCCAAGGGAAUGCUGGUGGCAUGCAUCUUCACAGGAUCAACCUCGAUAAAUAUCACCCAGGUUACUUCGAGAAAGUUGGUAUGAAGCAUUACCACUUAAAGAGGAACCAGAGCUUUUGCCCAACUGUCAACCUUGAUAAAUUGUGGACAUUGGUCCAUGAGCAGACACAGGUAAAUGCUGCCAAAAACAAGACUGGAGUUGCUCCCAUCACUGAUGUAAUAAGAUCAGGCUACUACAAAGUUCUGGGGAAGGGAAAACCAAAGCGGCCAUUCAUUGUGAAGGCCAAAUUCUCUAGCAGAAGAGCUGAAGAGAAGAUUAAGGGUAUUGGAGGGGGUUGUGUCCUGGUGGCUUGA
This is a messenger RNA of Nycticebus coucang (slow loris), 549 nucleotides long. RefSeq names its product 60S ribosomal protein L27a-like. Gene Ontology annotation, molecular function: structural constituent of ribosome. The transcript is spliced from 2 exons. Gene Ontology annotation, cellular component: cytosolic large ribosomal subunit. NCBI's taxonomy places the organism in Eukaryota, Metazoa, Chordata, Mammalia, Primates, Lorisidae. The record is from RefSeq and is a predicted model, not a curated record. The coding region runs from base 1 to 549 and encodes 182 amino acids.